AUGAGGCUUUCUUCUAAUAUUUUCCAAAUUUUCUUGAAGGAGGAGAAUGAGAUUCACAAAGUUCUGUUUCAAGGCCCAUGGUGUUUCGAUAACUUUUUGAUUAUUACUCAAAGAUGGUCUAAAGGCAAUGGUAUCAACUCGGUUUCAUUUGAUUAUGCCCAAUUUUGGAUUCAUGUAAAUGGUCUUCCUCGCGAAUGUAUCACUAAGGAGAUGGCAAUCAAAGUUGUUGGUAGUUUCAAGGAGUGGGAGGUCGUGGAAAUCCGAGAGGAGCUUGGAAAUGGGGGCAGAUUUAUGAGGUUAAGGGUUGGUGUGAAUAUCACGAUUCCUCUUUGCCAAGGAAUUAAACUCCAGGAUAGGUCUUUGCCUCCUAAGCUCAACAUUGGGGCAGUUAGGGAUUUGAAGCUGGCUAGCAAGGGAAAAGGGAAAGAAAAGUGGUCUCGUAAGGCCAAAUCUCCUAUUCCAAAUGCAAAUUGGGAAAUCCAAGAGGUCAAGGUGGGUGACAAGAGACGGGGAGAUGACUCAAGGUGUUAA
Messenger RNA from Ilex paraguariensis (yerba mate), 531 nucleotides. NCBI's taxonomy places the organism in Eukaryota, Viridiplantae, Streptophyta, Magnoliopsida, Aquifoliales, Aquifoliaceae. The record is from the annotation of a GenBank genome assembly.